AUGGAUCAGAUCAAAAAUUUCUUCCGGAAAAAGAAAACUGAGUUAAAGUUCAAAACUGCCGGACCGGGCUAUCGACUUGGCGAUAGUUCGCAAUCUGGACCAACUUCUUCCUCAUCGACCGCUUACCUGUCUCAGGAGCCGACGAGAUCACCGGCUGACUUAACUGAAGCCCAAAGGAGGGCUGCGGAAGCGGCAAUGAGUCGACUGGCUGCGACAGGGUCUCAUCGACCCGGGUCCAGCAUGUCUAGAUCACAACGUGCGGUCAAGGACGAAGCUAAACGACAGGUCGAUUUGGAGCGGAUUGUGAAGCAGAGCGAAAUCGACCCAACGAAGCAGAAGUCGGAGACGCGGAUCAUUGCGGAAACUCCGCUGCUGGGAGUUUCAGGGAUUCUGUUUACUUGCGAGCUUCUCGACCCAAGUCUGGCUCUACCUAAGCAGGAAAUGAUCCAUGUGGUCGAAGAAUACUUGCAGAACUGUUUCCACGAAGACCCACUUGUUACAUCGACGGUCAUGAUCUAUUCGCUGAAUACAAAGGAGCGCCGCGAUGCUGGCGUCAGCGUGCUCCUCAAGUACCUGGAAAACAUUAUCGAUCACCCUGAAGAUGAAACUUACUGUCGAAUCCGUAUGUCGAACAAAGUAUUUCAGAAUAAAAUCGCUGAUCUCAAAGGUGGCGUUGAGUUCCUUAAGGCUGUUGGAUUCGCGGAAAAGAACGAGAACGAAGAGACGUUUCUUGUCUUCGAUUGGGAUAAUGCGAAGCAGAUCGACUUAGCUUCUGCAAAACAGUGCUUACUGGAGGGUAAACCAGUGCCUCUAAAACUGUAUCGAAAUCCAAAGAUUUUACGGGCUUCAUGCCGACCGCUUGCCGAAAUUCAGCUGCCCGCGGAGUUCUUUGGAAAAACGCCAGAGGAGUUACGGAAGGAACAGUCCGAGCGGGCUGAAAUGUCAGAAAAUCUGCUUACGCUUAGAACGAAGGAAAUGCGGGAACGUGACGAAAUAAAAAAACUUGCUUCUUACAAAUACGCCCUGAUCCGAGUGCGUUUCCCUGACGAGUACAGUCUACAGGGCACCUUCAGCGCCAGCGAAAAGUUGUCUGAAGUUUAUGAGUUUGUGCGGAAGUACGUGACUCUAGACUGGGCACCGUUUACGCUAAAAGACUCUUCGGUUCGUGCUCCGCUCGAAGGAAAACAGGAGUCAACCCUCCUGGAACUUCGUCUGUGCCCUGCUGCCUUACUUUACUUUCAGUGGGAUGUGGACGUUAUUCAGAAUCUUAACUCUGUGGACCAGAAGAUUCCUAAUCACGCUUUGAAAGACGAGUUUUUAAAUGAUGCGGUGUACGAAUAA
Molecule: messenger RNA, 1341 nt
Organism: Soboliphyme baturini
Lineage: Eukaryota; Metazoa; Nematoda; Enoplea; Dioctophymatida; Soboliphymatidae
Source: the annotation of a GenBank genome assembly